Messenger RNA from Phlebotomus papatasi, 2240 nucleotides. RefSeq names its product protein ERGIC-53 (gene ergic53). The transcript is spliced from 5 exons. Gene Ontology annotation, biological process: endoplasmic reticulum to Golgi vesicle-mediated transport; endoplasmic reticulum organization; Golgi organization. NCBI's taxonomy places the organism in Eukaryota, Metazoa, Arthropoda, Insecta, Diptera, Psychodidae. Gene Ontology annotation, cellular component: Golgi membrane; endoplasmic reticulum-Golgi intermediate compartment; COPII-coated ER to Golgi transport vesicle. Bases 69 to 1592 code for a protein of 507 amino acids. Gene Ontology annotation, molecular function: D-mannose binding. The record is from RefSeq and is a predicted model, not a curated record.
GAAAUCUGAAGAUUAACUUUAUCGGGUUGCUGUCUUGACAGUGUAGUGUGCGACAGAAAAAACCAACAAUGGGCACCGGGUCCACAUUUUGCGCGUUUAAAAGUGCUAUCCUGGCAUUUUUUCUUGUGAUAUCCCUGCGUGUUGUAUGGGCAAAUAAUCCGGGAUUAGUGCAUCGAACUUUCCAGUAUAAAUAUUCCUUCAAACCACCGUAUUUGGCACAAAAAGAUGCCACUGUACCCUUUUUCCAAUAUGGAGGCCAUGCAAUCGCCAGUGCUGAUAGUGUACGAAUAGCCCCAUCACUCAAAAGCCAGAAGGGUGCUAUCUGGACCAAGAGCAAAACCAAUUUCGACUGGUGGGACGUUGAGAUUGUGUUCCGGGUGUCAGGGCGGGGAAGAGUGGGAGCUGAUGGAUUGGCUUUCUGGUACACCACGGAAAUUGGGGAUUACAAUGGGGAUGUCUUUGGGUCAUCAGAUCGCUGGAAUGGUCUGGGAUUGUUCUUUGACUCCUUCGACAAUGACAACAAACACAAUAAUCCAUACAUAAUGGCUGUUCUCAAUGAUGGCACCAAGAAAUUUGACCAUCAAAAUGAUGGAACUACCCAACUCCUGUCUGGAUGUUUGAGAGAUUUCCGCAACAAGCCCUUCCCCACACGAGCUCGCAUUGAGUACUACAACAAUGUCCUCACGGUCCUCUUCCACAAUGGCAUGACCAAUAAUAAUCAGGAUUAUGAGAUGUGCCUGAGAGCUGAGGGUGUUCAUCUGCCCAAGUACGGAUACUUUGGUCUGUCGGCAGCUACAGGAGGCUUGGCGGAUGAUCACGAUGUGUUCCAUUUCCUCACCACGUCACUUCAUCCCGCCGGCCAGGACCCGCAGCAGCCUUCGGACGAGGCAGAUCGUCUGUCGAAAGAGUACCUUGAGUACCAGAAGAAGCUGGAACAGCAGAAGGAGGAGUACAGGAGGGAUCAUCCAGACAAAGCGCCCAAGGAGGAGCUUGAGGAUUGGUUUGAGAGUGACAAUCAGAGGGAAUUGCGUCAAAUCUGGCAAGCUCAGAGCGGAAUGACGGAAGUCAUUCGGGAUCUAUCGCGCAAAAUGGAUGAAGUUAUUGGGCGUCAGGAGCGAACUCUGGGGCUUUUGUCUGUUGGCGGGCAUCAGGGUGGUGCUCCACCUGCCGGAGGAGCGGCUAUGCAGCCAGCGGCAGUUCUUUCGCGCCAGGAAGUUGAAGCUAUCCUGCAGAACAAUAACUACAUCGCGCAGACGACCAAAGAGGUCCGUUCAAUUAUUGCUGAGAUCUCAUCGCGCUCCGAUACCAUCCUGCAGAAUCAGGCCCGUCAGCCCACAGCUCAGAUUCAGGGAUCAGGGUAUGAGGUUCAGGGACUGAUGAAUGAGAUGCGUGAGUCGAUGAAUAAUGUGAAGCAAGGACUGGCGCAAAUUGGGCAUACGCUCAAUACAAAGGAUGGCGCUACGGGAUGUCCCACCGGCAAUUGUUUGGGUCUCACGACCUUCCUCGUUAUCACAGUGGUCCAGCUCAGUGUUGUGUUUGCCUACAGUCUGUUCAGAGAUUCUCGAGAAGCCAAGGCUAAGAAAUUCUAUUGAUGGAAAUAAAUUGUCAAGACUUAAAAUUAGCGCAUACAGAGUGAGAAAAAUGGAUUUUAAAAAUUCACUACAACCCCCCUUUUGAUACUUAAGAAGAAUGAGAGAGAGAAAGAGAGAGACAAAUCAAAGGUAGGCCAAACACUAAAUUCUUCAGAAACUUUUGUUCAUUCCACGUGAAAAUAUAAUGCAAGAUAGCAGCAAGAAAAGAAUUCUUUGAGAUAAACAAAUGGAAAGCAUUAAAGUGUAAAUAAAUAAUUUGUAUUUUACGUAAAAGAAGAAUAUUUUUGUCUCUAAUUUGUUAUGAGAGCUUCCAAGCCAGGCAUUUAAUUUAAAAGAAAAAAAAUAGAAGAGCAGAAAACUGUCCGAGUCUAAAUGUAAUUUGUUGUGUUUAUCUCAUGUGAGAGAAAUUGUGUACGUUUGCAAUUAUGUAGGUGAGAAAAAUAUAAAUAUUUAAAGAAAAAAAAGAAAGAUAAAAUUGAGAGAAAAAAACAUGUGUGCGAUAAAAAAUUCUCAUGCUAUUCACAAUUCGCAAAUGACCUCUGACGAAGUUUUAUAAGCGAAUGUAAAGGGAGAUAAAGCAACCACUUUUGAUGUGCAGCUCGUAAAUUUAAUUAGAAAAAAAGAGAAUAAAUUUACUUGUACAGGAAA